Messenger RNA from Macadamia integrifolia, 417 nucleotides. RefSeq lists its product as uncharacterized. The record is from RefSeq and is a predicted model, not a curated record. The transcript is spliced from 2 exons. The coding region runs from base 1 to 417 and encodes 138 amino acids. Gene Ontology annotation, cellular component: plastid. Lineage: Eukaryota; Viridiplantae; Streptophyta; Magnoliopsida; Proteales; Proteaceae.
AUGGUGAUUCCAACAACUGAUACUGAUGAUUUCUCGCCUUCCGCAACUUUAAUAAUUUCUUUCCAUCGUCCACUUCCUUUGCUAAGAGGACCCAUACCAGCUGGUUUAUCAGACGACCCAUCGAAAGGACCUUUCGUUCUCGCUUUCAGAAACCCAUCAAGCUGGAAGUCUGCUUUUCAAGCUGGAGCACGGAUUGGGUGUUCUAUUAGUGCUUCUAACAAGUGCAAGCCACCAUGGUGGAGAUCCUUGUUUGGAGGUGCUACUGUUGAUGUCGCUGCACGUGAGCACUGUGAAGAGCUUGAGAUGGCAUCCUGUCUUGCUGUUUCUAAAGAAUCCUGUCACAAGUUAGGAAAGGAGAAGUGCUUACCUCCUUUUCGGGAUGCACGAAUAGCAUUGAUUGAUUGUAAAGAAGUUUGA